Molecule: messenger RNA, 1681 nt
Organism: Daldinia caldariorum
Lineage: Eukaryota; Fungi; Ascomycota; Sordariomycetes; Xylariales; Hypoxylaceae
Exons: 2
Coding region: 309-1559 (416 amino acids)
Biological process (GO): translation
Cellular component (GO): ribosome; mitochondrion
Molecular function (GO): structural constituent of ribosome; RNA binding
Source: RefSeq, a predicted model, not a curated record
UUCUUUUUUAAUUCACCCCCACCUUAGGUUAAGUUUUCCCUCCAAACUGGCAACGGGCAACGGGCUACGGCCCACUGGCAAGGCUCUACAUCCCCCCCAAUUGGACCAAUUAGAUACAAUCCCAAAAUUUUGGUUUCCCGGAGUCGCAAUUGCUUCGAAGUUCGAACGCACACACACAUACACACGAUGAGGUCGUAAGGAAACAAGAAAAACAACCCCUUCCUCCCCCGUGAACCUCAAUCCCUCCCGUAUUCCCUGCGGAAGGUCUUCUAGAGAAGGGAGAAAAAAAAAAAAAGAGAGAGAGAGAGAUGCAGAAGAUCCUCCGCCGUGUGGCGACCGCCGAGCGGGUGGUCGCCAAGCGGACCAAGACCAAGGACUUCAAGUGGUACAAGAAGCAGAAGAAGGAUCAGUUCCAGGAGCAGCAGCAGCAGCUAUCUAUAGUCCGGAGCGAGUUAGACGCCGCGAAGCAGGCCGUGAAGGACGAGUGGGAACUAGGGCCCCUCGCUCCCCGAAGAGACGUCGGCGAGUGGGCCGGUGCGAAGGGCGCCAUCCACGAGGCCCGGUUCGCCGGCUACGGCAAGAUCUCCCUCGCCAUGCGGAAUCGCCGCUGCCAGUGGGCCGGCGGCGCGUACCACCUGAACCUCGCCGAGGGCGACAGAGUCGUGCUGAUCGACGGCCCGGAUAAGGGACGCAUCGGCAAGAUAAAGAGCAUAAAUUACGACAACGCCGAGGUUGUAGUCGAGGAUUUGAACAAGAGCAACGUCCGAUUACAAUCCGAAUUCCGCAAUUCCGAAUCGCCCUCCGUAGUCAACAUCGAGCUGCCCAUACCCAUCUCCGACAUCCGCCUCGUCCACCCGAUCAAAGACCCCUCGACGGGCGUCACCCGCGACGUCAUCAUCAACCAGCUGGUGCACAGCGGGUUCCUCCACGACCGGGUGUCCGGGAAGCGGCGAUGGUCGCGCAUCGUGCCCGGCCUGAACAUCGCCAUCCCGUGGCCCAAGAAGCAGGAGGAGGAUGUCAAGGACUACAAGGUGGACACGCUGCGCAUCGACGUCGAGGACAAGACGUUCGUGCCGACGCUGCUCCGCCCGCCCAUGCCCGCGCCCCUCAUCGACGAGCUCCGCAACAAGUACAGCCGCUUCCGCACCCGCCACGACCCCGAGUACGUCGCGCGCCUCGAGGCCCAGGAGAAGGCCGCCGGCGAGCACAAGCUCCGCACCGAGGAGUCCAUGCGCACCCCGCUCCAGGAGUUCCACCGCGCCCAGCGCGAGGGCAAGAAGAAGAAGGGCAAACCCCGCCUCACCCGCGAGAUGCUCGAGAAGAUCGGCGAGGUCAUGGCCAGGAACUUGGAGAGGACGCGCAACGGACAGGCCCUGCUGGAAGCUGCCGAGCGCGCCCUCCAAAGCAGGAGUGAAAACAGCGGCGAAAGCAGCAGCAGCAGCAGCAGUAGCGCUCUGGCCUCGGAGGGAACGGUGGAAACGCCACCGCCUACAGAAACGACGACGGUUGCAGCUACGGCUACGGCCGAAGAGACGCAACCCCCACCACCGUCGGCAUGAAAGUAAAAAAGAAAUUUAUAAAAAAUGGGUUGUAGAAUACAACGCUACUUAGGCCUGUAACAUAAAUGUACAUAUUGCAUUCAGGAGCGCGCGGAGCAUCCAAACCAAAGUUCUUAUUCCAU